Clunio marinus is the source of this 3826-nucleotide messenger RNA. The record is from the annotation of a GenBank genome assembly. NCBI's taxonomy places the organism in Eukaryota, Metazoa, Arthropoda, Insecta, Diptera, Chironomidae.
UGUUGAAUUUGAAAAAAGUGCGAAAAAUUGAAAAUUACUGCUUUACAAUAUAAUUUUACAUUGUAUGAACCAGAAAUAUCGUUGAAAUUCUACCGAAAUGCUGCCCAAAGAAACGGAAACAAACAAAAAUGUUGGUAGUGCUGGUGUGUCAAAAGAUAACUCCACCAUAGUAAGCAGCGAUAUUUUAAUGGAUAAUAAUGAUCAGCAGCAGCAGAUUACAACAGAAACCGAUGAUUCACCAAAACUGGAACAAAUUUUGUUAGAUUCAUUUGCAGCAGCUGUAACAUCAACAGCUUCUACAACACCUCUAGGAUUCCAAAAUGGUGGAGUAACUCAGACCUCACAAAAUACAAAUGAUCCUCCUGAAAUGCCUCAGUUAAUGAGCAUUUUAAACGAAUUGCUUGAUGGACAAGAUCUAGCUUCAUUAGCUAACACGGGGGGGAACGGUGAUAACAUGCAAGAUAUAGUGGAUCAAGAGGAGAACUAUGAAGAAGAUUCACCGAAAAAAGAUGACCCCGAAGAAUUAACGCGCUUGCUCGUGCAACAAAGACUUGAAGAGAUUAGUCGUGAAGAGCAGCAACUUCAGAGAAGGAUGGAUUUCCUUAUCCGAAGAUUGUAUAAACUUGUAACACGCUCCACUAGUGUACAUGCAAGUGAAGAAAUUGCAGGCUUUUUGGAGCACGUCACAAGACAUAAUCUACAACAGAAGGAAAAAGAUCUCCAGCAUUCAUCAUCAAUAAGUUUAAAGUUUCCUUGUCUCACAGCAAAUCUUCAAGAAGCUCCCAUUUAUUCUCCCAAUAAAUUAACUUUAGAGAAUAAUCCAUUCAAUUUAUUAUCAUCACCCCCAGCAUCAUCUCAGGAAGUCUUCGAGAAACAGAAUAUUUCUGAGUUUCGAGAUGAAAGUGAAAGUAUGACAACAAAAAAACCAGUUUCAAUAGGUGAAAUGAAAUCAUUUUUAAGACAAAUCGGGAAUCUUUCAACACUUCAAAAUACAGUGCUGAACAAAAGAUCGCACGCUUUGAAAUACUUUUCAAAACCAUUCAAUAAUAGCUUAAAUUCAUUGACAAAAACAGAAGCCAGCAUAAAAAGCAACAUAAUUCCUCGAUUUGAAAGUGUCGACACAGAGCAGUUAGAUCAAAUUUCUGGACUUUUGGCAAGUGAACUUCGUUUGAUAGAGAAACAAAUCGAUUCAGAUGCUACAGCCAGCAGCUCAGGAGGUGAAUCAGCCGACGAGAUGAUUUCAUAUAACAAUUCCUACCAGCAGUCAUUACCAUUAAGUCAACGAUCAGCCUAUAAAUAUGCAAAAGAUCGUGGAUCUGUAGCUUCACGUUGGUGCUGGCUUGCCACACAGAUUUCCGAACUCGAUUAUAAAAUACGACAGCACACCGAUUUAAGAAAACACAUUAAAGAUAGUAAAAAUGUUGUCACAUUAGAAGAUGCAAGCAUUUUGGAAGGGAAACUGUCCGGUAAUUGCUCAAAAGAUUCCACUUGUAUAAUAUCGGAUGACGAAGAAGGUAACAGAUGUUCGUCAGCACGAGUGAGGCCUCUUGUUAAAUCUGCUUUCCGUAAACGAAAAUUGGUUCAAAUUGCAAAUCUUCACACAAUAUCAAAGAAAGCUGGGCGACCAAGUACACUUAAAUGCUCAUGUCAUUGGCCAUAUCAGCCUUGUGCUCUCUGCACUGGCCGUGGUGAUCCGACAGAACCUCGUGAUUUACCUGACACAUUACAAACAGCUGAACGUGUAGCACUUCUUGAUCCCGGCUUUCAUCCAGUUCUUAGUUUCGCUGAUGAUGUUUCAAAUAAUAUUCACUUAGAGGCAAUUAUGAACAUCACAGAGUGGCAGUCAAAAAUGAUACGUUCCUCGCCAAAAUCAAUAAUGAAACAUGCAAGCAAGCAACUCGAAAAUAUCAGUGCCAUUCUUGGAAGCAAGAGAACGUUUAAAAACGAUUAUGUUUCAUCAAAGUUGAAUGCAGCAAAUAACGAGAGAAAAAAUCGUAAAGGAAAUAUUGAUGCAGUAACUGGUAAAAGAAAGUACACCAAAAAGAUUAUGAAGCUUGAUGGGCUGUUAACAAAUAAAUUGAAAGAUCGGAAAAAGCACAGAAAGCGAAAUUCUAUGGUUUGCUCAGGUAAUCCGCAUGUUCCACGCAAAUAUACUUUCAAAAAGCGACUACGUAAACUAAACAGUGAUGCCUUCUCACAUUCUAACCAAAACUCUAAUCAUAACCUUCCUAAUUACAUGAAUGGUGGAUCAGAGAAGCAUUUUGAAUAUAUUUGUCGAAGCAAAAACUCGUCGCCGGUACCUAAUAAUAGAUCGGAAAAGAAAACAUCAGAGUCAAGGAGUAAUAGAAAUUAUGACAUUGACAACAUUGUUAUUCCCUAUUCAAUUGCUGCAUCGACCCGAGUUGAAGUGUUGAGUUAUAAAGAAAUUCCAACACCGAAAUGGCGAAUCAUAAAUGAUACAGAUGAAUUAGAACAACUGAUGGUAGAACAAGAUUUAUGUAAUCAAUCAGGCGAAUAUCCUGAAAACGAAGAUAUUUCGGAUGAAUAUCUUACAGUGAAUCACGACAAGGCAUUAAUAGAAGAAAGAAGAAAAUUUGAAACUUAUUUGAAAUUUCCGCUUACAAGUCGUUCACGCGCAAAUCGAAGAGUUGAUAGUCGUGGGAAUGAAUCGAGUGGAACAAAUACUCCAACACCUGAUCCUACCUCACCAGCACCUGCAUUAUCUGUUGGAGAUUUAGAGUCGAUUCCUUCACCUUUAGACAACCAUGAGUAUCAGGAAACUCCUUCAAUAACAGCUAUCCUCAAUAAUUUGAAUGGACGUAAGGAUCGAAGUCGUUUAUUUACAAAGAGAGAUGAUGGUCAAGAUGGCCCAUCCAGUGGAACGGCAUCACGAUGCAUCUCACCUGAAGCGAUCAAAGAGACUAUUCCGGCUUAUGAGCCAUUACGUUUCCCGCUAACUGAUUUAUCACUUCAAAAAAUGAAGCGAGUUAUGCCAUCGGAGCAUUUAAAACAAGUUGAACGCCAUUUCAAUAUCCCAUCACAAUCAAGAUCAAGAACUGAUGAGAGUCAAAUGAAUCAUAAUCAUCAUCAUCAUCAUCAAGCUAAAAUAAUUAAUUGUUCCAGGCAGUUUAAGAAAGCACGAAAGCACAACGAUAGUAUCAGUGAAAGUAAAUUGAUCAAAGAAAAAUUGCCAUCGUCUUCGUUUACAACAAUUGGAAGAAAUAAUAAUAUUUUAAUACCUCGAAACAACCACAACAUUUUAGAAAGCAUUGAUCUCACAGCAACAGAUGGUGCGGUGCUGAAAGAACUCAUGAAUAACAAUAAUUGUGAUCUGAAUUUUAAUGGUGGAUUGGAUGAUGAUGAUGAUAAUGAUACUGAAGAAUUGUGCGAUUCUGAUAGUGAGACAGUGACGGGAGAUGAGAGUUUUAUUGAGCGAGACGAUGAAUCAGAAUCCGAGGAUUACAUAACUAAGGAUGAUCGAAAGCAACCAUAUAAAACUAAAAAUGUUUUGAUCUCUAAACAGUGAACGAUUUAAAUUGAUUUCGCUUAAUUUUUUCUCUCCAUUCUCGUCAUUCACUGUCACUACGGAUUGUUUUUAAUUGAUAAUAAAUAGGUAUAUGCUGAACAGAAUAAGCAUUAUAGUUUUCUUAGCGUUUGGAAUAAUAAGGAUUUAAUGUAUAUAUAAAGCUACUCUUAUUAAUCGUUUAUUAGAUUUAAAAUAAAAGCAAAAUUACUUUUAUUUUUUCUAUAAAAGUUCCACGUGUUUCUCAAUCUUAACAUUUGUUGUCCUAAUUUAAAGAAUAAAGUUAUCACGUUGAAGAUUAAA